CGCAUUGUUUAUUGCACAGCACGGCAUACUAUAUACGAAAGUAGAAGUUGAUAGUUUACACAAUCCCGUCGUCGCUGGGUGAUUACUGCUGUACAGUUCCCCAUUUGACCACGCAUUGUGUCUGCGCGAAAUGUCGGGCAGCAAGUCGCGGUUUCGCGGCAUCUCCCUCACGCUGGGCAGGAAGAAGAAAAGGAGCGGGGACGAGAGAUACGCUGACCUGCACAGAGACAGCGUCGCCGACCAGAACGGCUACCAUCUGACGGCUCCCAAUGGGUUUGUGAAUGGAAUGGGGGACGAGUCGGAACAGAACGAGGACGAUGCUUAUCCGGAGGAGGGCCCACUCUUCUCGGGAGCUCAGAGCCUGCGCAGAAUACCCAACUCCAGAUCACCACUGAUCUUUGGUGUAUUAUACCGAGAAGUUUUAAUGGCGCUACUUUUACAUUGCCAUGGUGUUGUAUAAAAAAGACUCUCUGCAUACAAGUGUGCAUACGUAUGUUGACAACCGAGACUAUUAGUGCAUACAUGUGUGUAUGUUGUUACUUUUCCAUUGCUAGUGUUUCAAACUCAGUAUAAAAAGACUCUUUGCAUACAACUGUGCAUACGUAUGUUGACAACCGAGACUAUUAGUGCAUGCGUGUGUGUGUGUGUAUGUUGAAAACAAGUGCCGAUCGUUUUGAAAGCAGGUUGUAUUCCAAACAAAAGUGUCGGGACGAGUGGAAUCCUUAUCAAACACUUUUCAAUUUUAGACUGCGUCACACCAACAGUAGAAUGAUAACAUAUGGGGUAGCA
Molecule: messenger RNA, 789 nt
Organism: Geodia barretti
Lineage: Eukaryota; Metazoa; Porifera; Demospongiae; Tetractinellida; Geodiidae
Source: the annotation of a GenBank genome assembly